GUGCCUGAUGAUGAUGCCAGACCAGAUCUGCGGCCCGUUGUGAACACACAGUCAGCCCAAGACGCAAAUCUUUUCCUUCACCCACGCCCGUCGGCUGCAAACACCCCCCUUCUGCUGCCGUCUGCACUCUGCGAACGCGUGCUUGCAGUCGCCGUGCGUGCCCCUACGUCGUCGCUUGCUGGCCUGCUCGCCUGCCCCUCGCCCUUGGAGAAAAUCUCUCGACCCCACCCCUCCCUCUCCAGCACAACCACCAACCCACCGCGACCAUGUCCGGGAAGAACGAGCAGCCCAACGAGGCCGAGAAGAACAUUGAGAUCUGGAAGGUCAAGAAGCUCAUCAAGCGUCUCGAGGCCGCCCGCGGAAAUGGCACAUCCAUGAUUUCGCUCAUCAUCCCCCCUAAGGAUCAGAUUUCACGCGCCGCCAAAAUGUUGGCUGAAGAGUUUGGCACUGCCUCCAACAUCAAAUCCCGCGUCAACCGUCUCUCAGUCCUGUCCGCCAUCACAUCCACCCAGCAGCGUCUGAAGCUCUACUCCAAGGUCCCUCCCAAUGGCCUCGUUGUCUACUGCGGUGAAAUCAUCACCGCUGAAGGCAAGGAGCGCAAGAUCAACAUUGACUUUGAGCCCUUCAAGCCCAUCAACACCUCGUUAUACCUGUGUGACAACAAGUUCCAUACCGAGGCCCUGAGCGAACUGCUCGAGUCUGACCAAAAGUUUGGUUUCAUCAUCAUGGACGGAAACGGUGCCCUUUUCGGUACUCUGUCAGGAAACACGCGUGAGAUUGUCCACAAGUUCUCGGUCGACCUUCCUAAGAAGCACGGUCGUGGUGGUCAGUCUGCUCUGCGUUUCGCCCGUCUGCGUGAAGAAAAGCGCCACAACUACGUCCGCAAGGUCGCCGAAUUGGCUGUCCAGAACUUCAUCACCGCUGACAAGGUCAACGUUGCUGGAAUCAUUCUCGCUGGUUCUGCCGACUUCAAGAACGACCUCAACCAGUCCGACCUUUUCGACAACCGUCUGCAGUCCAAGGUCAUCAAGGUUGUCGACGUGUCCUACGGAGGCGAAAACGGUUUCAACCAGGCUAUUGAACUCGCAGGCGAGACUCUGAGCAACGUCAAGUUCAUUCAAGAAAAGAAGCUCAUCAACGAGUACUUUGACCACAUCUCCAAGGACUCUGGAAAGGUCUGCUACGGUAUCGAUGAUACCCUGAAGGCCCUCGAGGCUGGUGCGGCCGAGACUCUGAUUGUCUUUGAAAACUUGGAAAUCACUCGAUGGGUUCUCAAGAGCUCUGCCGGUGCCGAGAUCAUUCUCCACACUACAAAGCUCCAAGAAGAAGACCGAAGCAUCUUCAUGGACAAGGAAACCGGACAAGAGAUGGAAGUCAUUGAUCAGGGUUCCAUGCUCGAGUGGCUUGCCGAAAAGUACCGCGACUUUGGUGCCAACCUCGAAUUCGUCUCGGACCGUUCUUCCGAGGGUAACCAGUUCGUCAAGGGCUUUGGUGGUAUCGGUGCCAUCCUGCGUUAUGCCCUCAACUUUGAACAGCUCGUCGAGGUCGACGACGAUGAAGACGAGUUCUACGAUGAUUGACGGUUGUGCGCCCUCGCUGACUGCGAGGUAGCGUCUCCACUCGUGUCGAGUGAAGGAACGUCCGCUACCCGCGCGAAAAGUCUAAAUGACGUAUCCGGAGUCAAGGCCAGAGUAGUCGAAGCAACGACGCUUCGCCUCUCCAGGUUGUAAGAUGGGAGUGCCUACGGAGGGUUUGCA
This is a messenger RNA of Bipolaris sorokiniana ND90Pr, 1757 nucleotides long. RefSeq lists its product as uncharacterized. Bases 267 to 1580 code for a protein of 437 amino acids. Gene Ontology annotation, biological process: cytoplasmic translational termination. Gene Ontology annotation, molecular function: translation release factor activity, codon specific; sequence-specific mRNA binding. Gene Ontology annotation, cellular component: translation release factor complex; cytosol. The record is from RefSeq and is a predicted model, not a curated record. Lineage: Eukaryota; Fungi; Ascomycota; Dothideomycetes; Pleosporales; Pleosporaceae. The transcript has 4 exons.